AUGAACAACUCGCAAUUCCGACGACUGCUCGUCGAAACACCAAAGCCUCAAGAUGGCGACAAGGGCAAAUCGCCCGCGGCUGCAACGCCGAGGGCAGUGCUGGGCGCACGCAAGCACUCCAGCAUACCAAUGACACCCCGCCAGGUAGGCAAGGGGUCAGUCCAGUCAGACUUUGCGCGCCAACUCGCCGAACGCAACGCGAAGAACAACCCGCAGAAGAAGGCGAGAAACAUAGUACCAAAAGGGACGAAGCUCGCUGCAGGCUACACCGACCGCACCAAGGCAUACACCGAUGAGGAAGACAACGAGAUUGCGAAACGCGUCAAGAACCUCGAAGAGUCUAUGAAGAAGGGCGAGAUUGACCGUGAGACGUUUGAGAAUCUUGUGCAAGAGAUUACAGGCGGUGAUGUUGGGACCACACACUUGGUCAAGGGCCUGGACAGGAAGCUUCUCGAGCGAGUAAGGCGGGGCGAGGAUGUUCUGGGUGGCCAAGACAAGAAGGAGGAAGAGGUGGAAGACGAGCAGGCAGAAGAGGCACCAGAAGUCGAGGACGCGUUCGAUGAGCUGGCAGAAGCAGAUGUCGGGCCCAUUACGCGCGAGAAGGUCGAGAAGAGAGGCGAGAAGAUGACAUCACCACGGCCUGUUGCUGGCGUCAAGAGGAGCCGAAACGACAUCCUGAAGGACCUCAAGAGACAGCGAGAAGAAGCUGCUGCUGCUGCGGCGGCUGAGCACGAGAAAAGGUUUCCUACCUUGGGGCCAGGCUUCCGCAAGAUAAAUGCACAAGGCGAGACACACCGUAUCGAGACAGACGAAAAGGGCCGCGAGGUAUUAAUCAUCACGGGUCCAGACGGCAAGGAGAAACGCAAGGUCAAGAAGCAGAAGGUUGAGGAGCCAGCGCCUGAAGUACGUCAUGAUCUAGAUGACGCGAGCAAACCGAUCAACAUGCACAACCUCCCUGCGCCGAAGAAGGAAGAGUCGGAAGACGAAGAUAUAUUCCAAGGCGUAGGAUCUAAUUACAAUCCGCUCGCCAACUUUGACGACUCAGAAGACGACGACGAAAAUGAACAAGAAGAAGAGAGAGAAACAAAGCCGCAGCCGUCUGCUGUACCCAAGCUCGAUACUACAACUGCAGAGUCACGCUCAGAAGGCGAGGUGUCUUCUCCCGAAACAACAGAAGAAGACGCGCCAGCGAAACCCAAAGAGAGCGCGCCCGCUGCACCCACAAAACGAGACUACUUCGCAUCCACAGCCCGCAGCACCUCGAGCACAAAAGAACCAUCUGACCUCUCCGCCGCCGACGCCACCGUCCGCGCCGCCCUCGCCAAAGUCCGCAACCUCGACGACAACUCCGCACUACUACAAAACCUUGGCUCUGCCGAUCCCAACGAUCCCGCCUCCAAAGAAGCGCGUCUCAAGAAACGUGCUGCGGAGCUUGCCGCGUCGGACCGCGACAUGGAAGACAUGGACAUGGGCUUCGGAGCAUCGCGGUUCGACGAUGCCGAGGAAAUGGAGAGGGAGGGCGAGAAGGUCAAGUUUAGUCAGUGGAAGGGACUGGGCGCUGAAGGCGACGAUGAUGAGGAUGAGGGUGGUGGUAAGGGAAAGAAGGAGAAGAGGAAGAGGGGAGGGAAGAAGCGAAAGGGAGAUAAGAAUAAUGCGGACGAUGUUCUUAAUGUCAUGGAGAGGCAGAAGGAGAAGAAGACCAAGACGCUUGGUUGA
Molecule: messenger RNA, 1716 nt
Organism: Alternaria burnsii
Lineage: Eukaryota; Fungi; Ascomycota; Dothideomycetes; Pleosporales; Pleosporaceae
Exons: 2
Coding region: 1-1716 (571 amino acids)
Biological process (GO): mRNA splicing, via spliceosome
Cellular component (GO): nucleus
Source: RefSeq, a predicted model, not a curated record